Pelagomonas calceolata is the source of this 1608-nucleotide messenger RNA. Lineage: Eukaryota; Pelagophyceae; Pelagomonadales; Pelagomonadaceae. The record is from the annotation of a GenBank genome assembly.
UCGCGAUCGGAGACGACGCUGCAUUCAACAUCAAGGUACGCGUGGUGAUGCAAUAGCAAUAAUUUGACGACGCAUCCGCAGCAGCACUGCAGCGCUCCUGCAACCAUGCCGAAGGACGCAUCCCUGGACCUCUUCCUGGGCCUCUACGUGCAGGUCUGGUGCCUGCAGCUGCUCAAGGAGCGCGCCCGCGGCGCGUUGCUCACGCCCUGCGUUUUGGCCUUGGCCGCGGCCGUCGCUUUUGCUGGUGCCGCGUUGGUACGACGACGGCACAAGCACGAGGCGCGGAAAGCCGUCGCGGCCGCCGGCCUCUAUUACUUAGUGAGGCGCGGCUCGUCGAGCAACCACGUGCUGCUGCAGGCGCUCCUCGCCGUGGCCGUGCUCGAGGCGAGGGACGGCGCCGCGCUGCGCGCCUACGGCCGCCAGCUCCUGGGCGCGCUGUACGGCAUGACCGCCCUGGCGAAGCUCAACGACGGCUGGGUCGACGGCCGGGGCAGCUGCGUGGCGCUCAUCGCGGCGGCGGGCGUCCACGAGCUCGGGCUGCCGCCGCCGCCGCGGGCGGUCUUCGCGGCGCAGCCGUACGUCGGCAUCGUCGCCGAGGUCGCGCUCGCGGUCGCCUUCGCGCUGCGCUCGGCGGGCCGCCUCGGUUCCCGGCGCUGGACCAUCGCGCUCGCCGUCGCCGGCGGCGCGUUCCACGUGCUGCUCGCGGCGCCGCGGCCGCCGCUGUCGGUCUACCCCUUCUCGGCGCUCAUGGCGCCGCUCUUCGCGCUCGGGCUCAGCGACGGCAGCGACCUGGACGGUGCGAAGGCCUCGCUUGGGCUGGCCCUCGGGUCGGUCGCGCUCGCCGAGGCCCACAAAGUAGCGGUCGGCGCGGCCGCCGCGCGCGUCGAGUACCCGCCCUACGUGUCCUGGGACCUCGGCCUGUCCUGGUGCGCGCUGGCGUUCGUCCUGGUCGCGCGCGACGCCGUCGCGGCGCCGCCGCGGCGGCCGGCGCGUGUGCAUCGGACGUCGCUGGCCGCGAUGCUUCUAUUGCUCGCGAGCGCGCUGCCCUACGUCGGCCUGCGGACGCACCCGUCCUUCAUCAUGUUCUCGAACCUGCGCAUCGAGGGUGGCCGGUCGAACCACUGGUUCCUUUCCAGUAGUGUCUUGAGGCGGAUCGACCUCGGCGGCGGCGCCAUGGCCGACACCGUUAUCGUGUAUAAGGCGUCUCCCGCAAUCCGCGACCUCGAGGUCGACCUCGGCCGGUACAUGGACCCGCGCGUGGCGGCCGCCGUGGACGCCGCGAACGCGUCGCGGCGCUUCCUCAUCUCGCCUCCACUAGGUGCGUGGCCCCUGCCGGACUGGCCGGCGCCGGCGGGCCGCGCCGCCGACACCUUCGCCGUGCCCUUCGUCGAGCUCCGGCGGCGCGUGAGCGCCGCGGCGGCGGCCGGGCUCGACGCGGCCGUGACGUACGGGCGGGCCGGCGCGCGGCGGACCUUCGCCAUAAAACGGGACGGGUCCCUCGCGGCGGGCUCGGACCCGCUGCUGCGGGAGCCGCUGCCCGCCCCGUGGCGCUGGGUCUACCGCUUCCGGCCCUUCGACGCGGAGGGCGUCGUCCACUGCCGCCACUAG